Messenger RNA from Bactrocera neohumeralis, 8198 nucleotides. It is a transcript of the gene Tusp, whose product is annotated as tubby-related protein 4. The record is from RefSeq and is a predicted model, not a curated record. Lineage: Eukaryota; Metazoa; Arthropoda; Insecta; Diptera; Tephritidae. The transcript has 12 exons. Bases 1217 to 5674 code for a protein of 1485 amino acids. Gene Ontology annotation, molecular function: protein binding.
AAACAUACAUACAUAAUUAUAUUAUUUUCUAAUAAAUAAAAUAAAAAAUAUUUCAAUAUUGUUUUAAAAAUGCUGUUACAUAUACUUAUGCACAGUAAUGUAAACAGAUAAAUAAAAAAACUCAUAAAAGCUCAGUAAGCAAGCUUGACAUUUGCUUCUAAUUGAAAAUAACAAAGCUUAAGAGUUGCAGUAUCGGAAUGACAGUCAUGAAUAUUGUAACGGUUCGAAUGUUGGCAUUUAAAUAAAUUUUAACAAGUAAUUUAUACAUUAGUUUAAUAGUAUGAUUGUGUGUCGAAAAAUUAUAAAAUAAUUAAAAUAUAUGUGUCACAAUGAUAAAUUAUUAAGAGGAUCGCUAUGUCUCAAUUCUUGCAUGAUAUACAUAGUAUGUUGUGCCGAAGUUUUACAUUAAUGCAAAUAUUCAAAUAUUGUAAUUAUAAGUGAUAAUACAAUUUUUUUAACGUUAACAUAUUUUCAAGACUUCAGAGUGAAAAUCGAUUUUUCAAAUUGCCUCCAACAGAAGCUCAAUUCACAACGAAUAAAAUAUGAAAAUGCCAACACUUGACACUUUACCAGUUUAACAGUGAUAAGGAAUAGCGAAAUUCAUACAUAUUACAAAUAUACAUACAUACAGACAUAAAUAGGAAAUUAUAACACAGCAUUUCCUACAAACAUUGACUCUUGUGUUUAUAUCUGCAGUGCGCAAGCGUGCUCCCAUCCCCAUAGUUAACAAUAGCAUCAAUGGCAAUUGUACAUAGUACAUUUGUAGUAGGUGUGGUGGAUUAAAUGGUUAAAAUAAAAUAGCGACGAUGUCAGUGUCUUUUGAAGUUUGGCCUCGUGUAGACAAGCCUAAGCGGAUCCGUCAUCCUUUUCAAAACGGAUUGAGAGUGGCGAGUUUUGUACAAACAUAAAACGGUUCUUGUGCAUAAAUAACCCUACACUCAUGUGUACACACAUACAUACAUACACUAGGAUGUAGUUAUUGAAUUUUCUUCAUACAAAAUGGGCCUUUUGCAUUCAGACAUUAAAUGAAAAUACAAGUAGAUUUUGUAUGCAUUUUAAAUGCAUAAAAACUUAAAGUGAAAACACAACAACAACUACUGGAAAGCGCAAAUACCAUAAAAAUUAGUUUUGAACUCAUUUUCCGUUGACCCUAAUGAAAGUGGAUUUAGUUCGUCUCGAGCUUAAGGCAUAAUCCUAUUUCAAUAGAUUUGGCAGGAUGCAUCUGCACUUCGAACCGAGUGUGAAUACAAAAUGUGAUUGCACAAUACUGUCGCUCUCAUGGAUGGGUAAAGUUCCUGAUGAUAUUCCAGAGGAUGAAGGCUGGAAACUGAAUCGAACAAACUAUUACCAAGAAGGAUGGCUGGCUACCGGAAAUAUCCGCGGCAUUGUCGGCGUGACAUUUACAACCUCACAUUGUCGCAGAAAUUUGGAUUUUCCGACACGCACCAAUUACAAUCUGCGCGGGCAUCGAUCCGAUGUGAUUUUGGUGAAAUGGAAUGAACCAUAUCAGAAAUUGGCAUCGUGUGAUAGUUCUGGUAUCAUAUUUGUGUGGAUCAAAUAUGAAGGCCGUUGGUCCAUCGAACUUAUUAACGAUCGCAAUACGCCGGUUACGUAUUUCGCCUGGUCGCACGAUGGACGUAUGGCGCUAAUUUGCUAUCAGGACGGUUUUGUGCUUGUAGGCUCGGUAGCCGGUCAGCGUUAUUGGUCUUCAAUGUUGAAUCUGGAAUCGACCAUUACAUGCGGUGUUUGGACACCAGACGAUCAGCAAGUAUAUUUUGGCACCACACAUGGCCAGAUCAUCGUUAUGGACGUGCAUGGAGCGAUGGUGUCGCAAGUCCAGCUCUGCAAUGAUGUUGGCAUAACAGCAAUGGCGUGGUCAUGUGAGAAGUUCAAAAUGGAGGAGGGUGAAGAAUCCGAGCCAGGUGUUACCAAUGCAUCUAAACGUUCUUUUGUAUUGGCUGUUAGCUUUCAAAAUGGCUUUAUAUACUUGAUAAAGUCUUACGAUGACGUAUCGCCUGCACAUAUCAACACAGGGCUUAGCGGCAGCAUAGGCAUGGUAAUGGAAUGGAGUAAUUCACGUGAAUUGCUCGCUGUUGCUGGCACUGCGCAGACUUCGUUAAACACGUUUGACCAACAAGGGGCGCCGAUUUAUCAAAAUAUAUUGAAAUUUUACACCGAAUCUGGCAAAAUACUGUACCAAACACGCCUACCGAAUACCUCCGCAACGGUGUCGGCCCUUACAUGGGGUCACAACGACAAGCGUCUGUUCAUUGCGACUGGCACCCAAGUGCACAUUGCGUGGGUAUCCAGACGUAUAGCGUCACUCCAACUGUUAUGUCGCCUACAAAUACAGACAAGCAUUGGUUCAGAGCGCUCGUUGCCCUUGCUACCGUUGCCGUCACGAAUUAGGAGUCUGAUUGGCAAUCUUUUUGCUCAAACAAUAAGAUGCUGUGUACCUGAUCUUAAAUCCGUACGUGAGUUCGUCUCCCGGCCACCAAUGUGUUCGACACGCUUGCACUGCACCAUGAUACGACACGACGAGGAUCCGACCCAAAAUACAGGCAUUUGCUACACACUUUAUUUGGAAUAUUUGGGUGGUCUUGUGCCGCUUCUCAAGGGUAAACGCACCUCGAAAAUACGUCCAGAGUUCGUGAUAUUUGACCCGCAAGCAAAUGAUUCUCCGGUUUUCAUGCAAUACUCACCAGAAUGGAAAAGCUCUUCCGGCUCGAGCCAAUCUACAACCACGGGACAAAGCGGCAGAACGGAUUCUUCUGAUAGUGAGUUUGAAGAACGUUACCGUAGCUCUCCACGUCCAUUACGUCAUCGGAAAUUGCGUCAGAAAAAGCGAAAUCAGAGCAAUGGAGAAAAAUAUUCCGUGAACACCAACAUUGAUCCCGAUAGCUUGGAUGAACUCGCCUACGUUGAUACACUUCCUGAGGAAGAAAAACUGGUUGAGGUUACCUCAAAUAUUUGGGGUACCAAAUUUAAAAUUCAUGGACUUGCCAAAACCGUCCCAGCCAAUUUAGGCCAAAUAACGUAUAAAACGUCCCUAUUGCAUCUGCAGCCAAGGCAAAUGACACUAGUUAUAACAGAACUGCGUGACGACUUUCCUUCGGGUCCGGAUCCAACUUUUAAUCCUAACAUUUUUUCCGAAGACGAAGAUGAUGCCGCUCUACACAAUGGCAGUAAAAGCAAUGGCAAUAUGUACAAUUUACUAACAAAUGCGGAGAGCCAAAUGAGAGCUACAUCAACGGCGGCAGUCACACAUCGUCGUCUCAACGAGUUAUCCCCACCUAUUGCACCAAUGUCACCACGUCCUAAUCACCUAUUGGCGCGACACAAAAACGCACUAAAUAACAAUGGUAUACAGUGUGCGAUUGGCAGCACUGGCUUAAGUCCACUGGCCAGAGCCGAAUCUUAUGAUGAUGAUUCUUCAAAUGAAUCACAAGAGGUAAAUGGCUAUCACAAUGGCGCCAGAGUCAACCUACCGACCGCCAAUUUACUUCACACCACAAACGGAUCAAAUAAUAACAAAAUGGUGCGUCCGAAGAAUAUUACUGCCACUACACCGGGUAUACGUAGCAGUCUAGGACCUGGCUAUAGUAGCUUCAAAAAUAACUACAGUCGUUCUAGUUCGAACUCGAGCUCACAGUCACGCCACGCUAUAUCGCCACUGUACUGUGAUGGUUCGGUUCCAACGUUACAAUCACCGAAAAAUGCCGUCGCGCCAACGGAUAUAAUAUUCGAACGUCCUGCUGUUUCGGGCAAUGGUCAAACUACGGUUAUGUCCUACUCCAGCAAUACGGAUUACGCUAACAAUGUUGUGCAAGUGAAGAAUGUUUUGUUACCCGAAAUGAUUCGGUCAACAAACAGUCAUGUCAACCCAGUACCUUUAAAUCUCAAUUUGAACCUUGAACGCAUGGAUGCAAGACUAAAAACAACAGCGUGUAGCAGUAAUUUCACAGCGAAUAAUAAUCCCAUUAACAACAACAAUACAAAACGUCGAGAUAUUUCGUAUAUAGAUGAAGAAGUUCAAUCGCCCACCCAGCAAGCUUUGAUAACUUUCACUCCCGCCUCUACGCCCGUCGAAGUUCGAAUGAAGCGCACAAUAACAGUAGUGUCCAUCGCGCCUGCUCUGCCCGAUUCGAUUACCAGAAGUUGUAGUGUUGGUUAUUUGGACUCGGAUGCUAUUACACCGUCCGACGAAGCCUUAAUGGCGCUGCGAAGAGACGCACCCACUAAACGUUUGAUCUUAGUGGACAAACGUAAGACUAGAAAAAAGCGUCAAAAUAAUGAGGAUUCCCGCAAACCAAAAUUGGAAAGAUCGGGUAAAUCAAAGAGUCUGGAUUCCUGCGAAUUAGUCUUCAGUCAAACAAAACUAACCAGCAAAGAACCCGAAAAGACACCACGAAAACUUCAGGAAAUCGCUGAAGGUAAAACCAGUGGCACCGACACCACUGAACCAACAAAAUGUUUUAAAUGUCACCGAAGCGUUAGUCCCAACGAACAAUGUAAACAUUGCCAGCCAGUCCAAACUGCAGUCGACGAGCAACCAAAGAAGGAAGAGAAAAUACGUAUAGUGUCCACCCCACAGAAGAAAGACUUCACAGCCAACACGCAUAUUUAUGAAAGUUUAUACAAGAGCCAGGAACAGCAAAAACAAAUCCAACGUAAAACGGGCGGAACACCGAGAAAGAAAAAGUUGGAUGUAAUCACUAGCUUCACCGACAGUCCACUUUUCACGCGAAAGCAUCGUUUUGGCAUCAGAAGUCGCAGCAAAGAAACUGGUAGUAGCAGUGAAACGAACACCGAAAGCACGACACCGUUGCUGGGUCGUAAAAAUGAUAAUGGAUUUAACUUCGUUAAACAAUUAACCGAGGUACGCUGGCGACGUAGAGAGGCCCAGAAUAAUGUGGCAACUGUAAAAAAUCAACGCGAUUACUUGGGACACACUCAAUGUGCCAGCACGAAUGGGAAUGCUGUUGAGGCCACGCCGGUGGAAGCUAAAGCCUCUGUCUCCUUGCAAGCGCAGGCACUUACAACACUAGAGAACAUAAUCAGCCGUUUACGAGACCUCGACGAGGGCCGCCUCACACCGCCCGCCACACCAAAACGCCUACCCCGAAGCUCACCAGCAUCGCCAGCCGUCAGUAAAAAGAACAAACGUCAGAGUAGUUCGCCCAUUCGGCACUUUUUGAAUUCACCUCUGCUAAAUAGGCGCUAUCGCAAAAAACAAUGCCUCAUAGAAAGUUCAGAUGACGAAGGCAACGGUACAAAUGGGUCAGGCGAAGAAAACGGUGGUGCCAGUUACAAUAAGCAAUAUCGUGAUUUGGAAACAUUCCAAAAGGCACAGUUACUACAAAAGCUAAAACGUGGCAAAAUAGAGCCGAAUGGUUCUUCGAGCUACUCAAGUCCAGCUCCAGUUCGACGAGAAUUCGUGAUGCACAACAAGGCGCCAAUGUGGAAUGAGCUAAGUCAGGUGUAUCAGCUGGAUUUUGGGGGACGUGUCACACAAGAGUCAGCCAAAAAUUUCCAAAUUGAAUUCCGUGGCAAACAGGUAAUGCAAUUCGGACGCAUCGAUGGAAACGCAUACACAUUGGAUUUUCAAUAUCCAUUUUCGGCAUUACAAGCGUUUGCUGUUGCGCUCGCCAAUGUCACGCAACGGUUGAAAUAAAUACAUAAAAUACAUACACAUAUACAUAUGUAUGUUCGUAUGUAUUUAUAUAUAAAUUAAUUGAAGAAAAGCACUGGUCGUCUGACUUUAUUGAUAAACGAGAGUGAUUCAGUGAUUCUAAGUAUUAAGCGUAAAAUACUCGUACUAAAGGGGCCUAAAGUUUUAUUAUACAUACAUACAAACAUCUCUAUACAAAUAUUUGUUUGCGACAUAAAUAGUACAUAUGUACAUUUAGGUGAAUGUAGCUUAUACAUACAUACAUACAUUUAUUAGAUAUUGUAACAGUCAAUUUACACGGAUCGUUUCUGCUAAUCGCUUCAAUUCUUUUUAUAUAUAAUUAGCUAAUCGAAGGUUGGCAUUCCAGCUGAAAUGUGUGUACGCGUAUGAUUAGAUAUACAUACAUCUCGAGAGAGUUAUAUCGAUUGAGUUCUUUGAAUGAGCCAUAAAAAUGUCAAAAUAUAAAAAAAAGCUAUUUUAGUGUUGCAAAAGUAGUCGUCCCUCGGCAAAUUACGACUAAUUCCGACUGAGUUUAGGAUAAGUUACUCGGAAGCAGCUUGAGAUCAUCCUUUUGUAUCAUCAUAUUGAUGCACACCACACUCGAACAAGUAGAAAAACUUAAGUCACAACUUAAGUCAUUAAAACAUCUUCCUCUCAUUUUGCUCGCAUUAGUUUUGCAAAAUGCAUUCAAAUUAAAUUAUAUAUUUAUUUCAAUAAAUCUUUUCCAAUAAUAACCAUAAAUUAAUGUCAUUAAUUAUUUUCAAAUACCCACAAAACCUUGGCGAAGUUUCAACUUUUUUUAAUUUUUUAAAUCCACUUACCAAACCUAACGAGCUAUAAUCUCCUCGAAACCCUCCUAUUAAGAUUAAUUAAUUUAACUUAAUUUUUGUUUAAUUAGUUAUACUUAGAAAAAAAUAAUAUUAAUUUAACUAAGACAAUAUAGACAUUUUAAUUCAUGGCACCAAUUUAUAGUGCCUAACAAAGUCUAAAAAUUUGAGUGAGCGAUCCGUUUUAUUUUUUGUUUUUUUUUUUGCGUAGUUAAUAUACAUAGAUACAUUUAUUAACUUAUUUUUACAGAAAAAACAACAUAAGUAGCUAGAAUAGAAACAUAUACGAGUAGUUUACCGUUAAUUUAUAGAUUUGCGCACAAAUAGUAUAUAACUCACAUAAGUACAUUUAAGUUUUAAUUAAUAUGAAUUGUAGUUGCAACGUUUUACGCUUAAUAAACGGUAUUUAACGGUAAAUAAUUAUUUUUUUUUAAUAUGUUAUGAGAACAUAAAUUACGAUUAUUAUUUUUUUUUUAUAUAAUGAAAAUAUAAAUUGGACGCUGCUUCGGCAAAAUAAUAUUUUCUAAUAUUAUAUGAGAAUCUCAAAUUUUGUCCGUCAACCGCAUUGAGUUUCCUAAGUGAAGUAGACAUUUUAAAAAUGAAAUCACGUAUUGCAAAAAAAUUACACCUGUUGAUAUCUACCGAAAGCAAUUUGCAUAAUUUAUCUGUCUUGCUAAACAAUUUUUAGUAACUACUCUGAUAAUUAUUACAUUUUAUAAAUAAUUUUAUUUCAAGGAUUUACACUUACUGCGUCCUUCGAUACAUGUACAUUCUGAAUAAUGUUGUAUUUACACACAUAUUUUAUAAUGAUAGUUUUAACAACUCUUAUUCCGAUCCAUUUUAUUUAAAAAUAAUAAUUAAUAUAAUACAAACAUUUGAAAAUAUUAAACGUAAUUAAUUACCACAAAAAAUAGAAUAAUUCUUAUACGAAUUAUAAAUGAACUUAAUGUCUGCAAUACUCGUACAUAUUUUACAUUCAGGUACAGAUUUAAAAGUGUCAUGUUCUGCACUUUCAUAGCUAUAAAUACGCAGCCCAUGUAUAUACUAUGUGCUAUAUAUUCGAAACUAAAGUAUUAAUUUGAAAAUGGUUUUACUUUAAUUGAGUGGCAUGCAAAUUCAUGUUUGCAGGUGUGUAACGACUCUUAUAAAAUGGUAUUUAAGUGGCAGCAAUGGAGUGAAAUGUAAUGAAACAAACAAAUAUAUGUACAUCCUUUCGAAAAAUGGGUGAAAUAUUUUUUAUAAUACAAUGUUUGUAUAAAUUUUAACACGCUUUUAAAUAAAAUACAUUUUUGCUUCGUAAUCGGAUAUGUAGUUAGUCGCAAUUUCUAAAUUUGCUAUUAAAUUCUAAAUCGCGCUAGUUAAUAAGUAAUAUUGCAAAUGAUUUCUAAAAUGUUUUUAAUUAACUAGUCAGGUACUAUUUAAUUAAAUACUAUGUACAAUAUAUUAUUACCGAUACAAAAGUAUGAAAAUAGAACGCAUACACUCACAAGAGUCUUAAAUAUAUUUAUACAUAUGUCAGGAAAUAUGUACAAUACUUUCACCUUGCAUUGCUAAUACAAAAAUUAAAAAAUAAACAUUAUUGCAUACAUACAUAUGUACAUUCGUAAAUAGAUACAAAGAAUGCAGCACAAUUAGAGUACAUGAAAAGUAUUCGUGAUUUAUUCAAUAAAUGUAUUUUACCAAUAUGAAUUUCAAAACAA